CGCAGGUCGAUGACGUUGCACGCAUGUCCAAUUUCUGCUGUUUUCGCACUCUUGCAGCCUGUACACUCUGACACUUCUACUAGGUGUACACUUCACCGAGGACCGUAGGGUGCGAAAUUUUGAACAGAUGACACGGCACACAAGAUGAGCAUUAUAUCAAAAUAUUUUGUUUCAGCAGCGGUCGAACUAGCGUAAACAUGUCUUUGUGAGUGUGUCCGGAAUUUGUCUUCCCGUAGCAUGCAGUUGGUUUGCUACUUUGAUAGCUUGAAUCAACCGUCUCGUCGUUAGCUUGUUGCUGGGAACACAAUAGAGUCAUUCGUAACACGUAUGAAUGAACGUAAAUUUAUAACAAAUUAUGGCUUUUUAUGAAAUUUAUUCUCAUCCCGCUUUGAUUCGAUACAAAGCAGGUGUUUGUACGAGCGCGACUGUGUUUGCCGUUGUGGUUGUGUGCCUUACUUACAUCUCACCGCUACUGGUGGCGUACAGGAGCCAAGGUUUCUGGAUGAAAAGGAACACUUAUGAAGAACAAGCAGUAGUUCGGUUUCAGUAUGAAACGUUGCUGGUGGCUGCAACAGAUACAAAUGGUGAUUAUGUGGCGUGGAGCACCUUUCACCAUCUGAACAACAUGCUCGGAAAGAAGCUGAGAAUCCCUGCUGUCUCUGUGAGGGAAGAGGACCAAAACCAGGAUGGAAAGUUGGACCGUCUGAUUUUUCAACUGCAGUUACCCCUGAAGAAUGAAGAAAAUGUGUACAGUGUCCAGCUGCUCCUGACAUUCAGCUACCAGCUCUUUACCAAGUCAACAGUGGUGAUGCAGAGCCUGGCCUACAUGCAGCAUUCCUCUUCUGUUUCUGGAGCAAAGCUGUUCAUUAGUGGAGAUCUGAGGCUGCAGCAGAGAACACCUUUGUCUCACCGUGGCCUGUUCAACAUUUACAACGUUUCUGUGAUUCAAGGCUCCAGCCCCUUUGCAAGUGCCUAUGAUCUCGACAACAUCAUGAGGCGCUACCAGGGCCGUAACUUGACCACGGUACUUUCCUGUCCCACACUGGUGUGGACUACUGGACGGGCUGCUGGUUCUCCUUUCCAUCUUAUUGCAGACAUUCACUACCCUAUGGAGGUCAUUAGCUAUUAUCCUGGCUUCUGGGAAACCAUCAAGUUUGCCUGGAUCCAGUAUGUCAGCAUUCUUCUGAUCUUUCUCUGGGUCUUUGAACGAAUCCAGACAUUUGUUUUUCAGAACCAUGUUUUAACCACUGUACCCAUAAGUAUUGAAAAACCUCACCAGCCUUGAUAAUGUGUGACAGUAAUCAUUUCAUUAAAUUAGUGAAAUUAAUGCAUGUGGGGUAAGUACUGUUCUGGGGCUAAAUAAGGACUAAAAAAAAAAAGUCAAAAAAACUAGUGUGUUUAAUAUUGAUUAAAUAAUAUAUCUGAUAUCUGCAGCAUUUUCCCCCCGUUCCUUUUAAAGAAUAACUAGUUUUGUUUAGAGAAGGCACCACGACAAAUAAAAACUAUAUUCUGCCUCCCGUCAUACAACA
Molecule: messenger RNA, 1529 nt
Organism: Syngnathus acus (greater pipefish)
Lineage: Eukaryota; Metazoa; Chordata; Actinopteri; Syngnathiformes; Syngnathidae
Gene: tmem231
Product: transmembrane protein 231
Exons: 7
Coding region: 356-1285 (309 amino acids)
Biological process (GO): regulation of protein localization; cilium assembly
Cellular component (GO): ciliary membrane; ciliary transition zone
Source: RefSeq, a predicted model, not a curated record